CUGCAGCCAGGGGCAUUUUUAUUUUUAGUCUGUUUUUAGGCAUUUGGCAAAUUUGGUUGGCAUCAUGUUGGCAUUUGGCAUUUGUUUGGAAGAAUUUGGAAAUGUGAAUUGCUGACACGUCAGUAAGAAAUUUAUCAUUAAUUACUUAAUUUCUAUCAUAUAAAAUGGCCCAAACAAAUGUACUAUUAAAGUUCUACAACGAGUACUCAGCAAAAACUUCAAGGAAGCUAAAAGUAAUUGAUGCCUACCUGUUUUAUAUCCUCUUAACUGGAAUCAUCCAAUUUAUUUACUGCAUUCUUGUUGGAACAUUCCCUUUCAACUCAUUCCUUAGCGGUUUUAUAUCAACUGUAAGCUGUUUUGUUUUGGGAGUAUGCCUGAGACUUCAAGUAAAUCCUGAAAACAAGAACCAGUUUUAUGGAAUUAGUCCAGAGAGAGGAUUUGCUGAUUUCAUUUUUGCUCACUGCAUUCUUCACUUAGUUGUAAUGAAUUUCAUUGGAUAAAAUAAAUGGUUUUUCUAUUAUUACUA
Sitophilus oryzae (rice weevil) is the source of this 526-nucleotide messenger RNA. RefSeq names its product dolichyl-diphosphooligosaccharide--protein glycosyltransferase subunit DAD1 (gene Dad1). NCBI's taxonomy places the organism in Eukaryota, Metazoa, Arthropoda, Insecta, Coleoptera, Curculionidae. Gene Ontology annotation, biological process: protein N-linked glycosylation. The coding region runs from base 165 to 500 and encodes 111 amino acids. The record is from RefSeq and is a predicted model, not a curated record. The transcript is spliced from 2 exons. Gene Ontology annotation, cellular component: oligosaccharyltransferase complex; membrane.